GGGGCUGGGCUCCGCGCCUCCCCGUACGCCCUGGGACCCCUCCCCGAGGCGGGGCGCAGGGCGGUGCUGCCGGGGAGCCCUGCGCUCUCUCGUCUUUCCCCUGCCCCGGGCAGGGCUGGUAUCGGUCGGUGGCUCCUUGCGCGGCCGCUCCGGGGCUGCUCUUGCCUCUCUCCCCAGAGGUGCUCGGGUGGUUUCGGAGCCUUCUCCGGGCCGGGCCGCCUGAACCUCAGUGGCCGGUUCUCUCCCUCCGUCCAGGAUGACGGUGAAACUGGACUUCGAGGAGUGUCUCAAGGACUCUCCCCGGUUCAGGGCUGCCAUCGAGGGGGUGGAAUCUGAUGUCUUUGAGCUGGAGACUCGUCUGGAGAAGCUGCUGAAGCUCUGUGGGGCCAUGCUGGACUCGGGGCGUCAGUACUGCAUGGCCAGCAAGGCCUUCGUCGGUGGGGUGCGUGAGCUGUCCCAGCACACCCAGGGGGACACCAUGAUGAGUGAGUGCCUGGAAAAAUUCUCCGUCAGCCUCAACCAAAUGCUUGACAACCAAGUGGAGCUUCUGGACAGCACCCAGCAGUCGUCCCGGCAUCACAUCUAUAUCCUGGUGAAAGAGGACAUGAAGCGGUUCAAGGAGGCCCGGAAGGAGUUCGAGCGGGGCAGCGAGGGGCUGGCCAGCGCCCUGCACCACAACGCCGAGGUGCCGCGCCGGAAGCAGCACGAGGUGGAGGAGGCUGUCCAGGCUCUGCAAAGCGCCCGCACCAGCGCCCGCCACCGCGCCCUGGACUACGUGCUCCAGAUCAACAUGAUCCAGUUCAAGAAGAAGUUUGAGAUCCUGCAAUUUAUGACGGAACUCAUGGACGCCCAGGCCUGCUGCCUGGAGCAGGGGCACCGGCUGGCCCAGCAGCUGGAGAAAUACCGCAAGGAGCUGGGUGACCAGCUGCACCAGCUGGUCCUGGAAUCGGCGCGGGAGAAGAGGGACAUGGAGCAGAGACACAUCAUGAUCAAACAGACGGACCUGUCCCAGGACGAGGCGGUGCUGGAGGGGCGCAGGGAGGCGCCGGACGGGGUGGUGAUGGAGGGGUACCUCUACAAGCGAGCCAGUAACGCCUUCAAGACGUGGAGCAGGCGCUGGUUCUCCAUCCAGAGCAAUCAGCUGGUCUAUCAGAAACGGGCCAAGGACCCGCUGACGGUGGUGGUGGAGGACCUGCGGCUCUGCACCGUCAAGCCCUGCCCCGACCAUGAGCGGCGCUUCUGCUUUGAAGUCGUGUCCCCCUCCAAGAGCUGCCUGCUGCAGGCCGACUCAGAGAGACACCAGCAGGCCUGGCUGACAGCCGUGCAGAACAGCAUCGCCUCAGCCUUCAGCGAGGGGCAGGCCGAGCCCCCCGGCCAGCACCCGGAGCGCCCCGCCUCGCUGGGGGGGGGCACCAUGGAGGCGUCGGGCCGGAGCCUGCGGGCGGGCGGGGACAAGCGGGUGCUGGACCAGGUGCAGCGGCUGGAGGGGAACGCGCAGUGCUGCGACUGCCGGGAGCCCGCGCCCGAGUGGGCCAGCAUCAACCUGGGCAUCACCCUGUGCAUCGAGUGCUCCGGCAUCCACCGGAGCCUGGGGGUCCAUUUCUCCAAGGUUCGCUCCCUGACGCUCGACUCCUGGGAGCCGGAGCUCGUCAAGCUGAUGUGCGAGCUGGGGAACGGAGCCCUGAACCGCAUCUACGAGGCGCGUGUGGACGAGAUGACGGUCAAGAGACCCCAGCCCGGCUGCUCCCGGGCGGAGAAGGAGAGCUGGAUCCGGGCCAAAUACGUGGAGAAGAAAUUCAUCACCAAGUUGCCGGAGGCACGGCUGAGCCGGGGGGGGCGCCGGGGACCCCUCGACCGGGACCGGCCCCCCAGGCCCCCCCUCAAACCCCAAGCGGGCAGCAUUGGCCGGGCGGCAGCUCCAGAGCCAGGAGAGGCCGGCUCCCCCCCCGAAGACCUGCGCAGUCUCCACCCGGGGGCGCUGCUCUUCUGCGCCGCCGGCCACCAGAACCUGCCCACCAUGGCCGACGCCCUGGCCCACGGCGCCGACGUCAACUGGGUCAACGCCGCCGAGGACAGCCGGACCCCGCUGCUGCAGGCCGUGGCCGCGAACUCCCUGCUGGCCUGCGAGUUCCUGCUGCAGAACGGAGCCAACGUCAACCAGGCCGACAGCGCCGGGCGGGGGCCCCUGCACCACGCCACCAUCCUGGGCCACACCGGGCUGGCCUGCCUGUUCCUCAAGCGGGGGGCCAAUCUGAAUGCGGUGGACGUGGAGGGGAAGGAACCGCUCUCCAUCGCCAUAGACACGGCCAACGCUGACAUCGUCACCCUGCUGCGGCUGGCCAAGAUGCGGGAGGCAGAGGUCGCGCAGGGACAGUCAGGCGACGAGACCUACCUCGACAUCUUCCGGGACUUCUCCCUGAUGGCGUCCGACAACCCCGAGAAGUUGACCCGCCGUGACCUGAAACUCACCACCCUGUAGCCCCCGGGGGGGAGCACCGCCUAGCCACCAUUGCCUUUCGUGUGUCUGUGGGGGGGAAUCCCCUCCCCCACUCCUGGCUCCCCCCCAUCCCUGGCUGGGCGGGGCAGCAAUGCAGCAGGGACGCCCCCCCCAGGCUGCCUUGUUAAUUAUCCCCCCUCAUUGUUCUGCUGCUUUGAUGUGACUCUUGGGAAAGAGAUAAUAGGGGUGGGGCCGAUCUGCUGUUGUCCCCACUCGUGCCCCUGGCCUGAUCUUUUGGUCCCCAGAUCGUCCCCUCAUUAUAAGGCAGGGGCUUAUCCAUCCCCCACCUCCAUUAUGGGGAGGGGCUUCUCCCUGGCCCCCCUUCUGUCCCCCAGAUCCCCCCCCAUUUAUGGGGCAGGGGCUAAUCCCAUAUCCCCACCUGUCCUAUUUAUUGUUUCUAUGGGACCACUCUCCCUGUUUGUUGUUUUAAACCUCCCCGCCCAUGUACACACACAUGGCCCCCUCCUCCGGAUGAGAUGUCUUUCUUCUGAGUGGGGGUCCCCCGUCUUUGAAUGGAGGGGAAGGAGGAGCCCCCUUUCCCCCUCCCCUCCCACUGUGGGCGCAGCGGGAGAUCCGGGCAUCUGUACAAAGGUGGCAUGCAAUAAACAGACCAGGCUGGAAUAUCAA
Messenger RNA from Dermochelys coriacea (leatherback sea turtle), 3124 nucleotides. RefSeq names its product ArfGAP with coiled-coil, ankyrin repeat and PH domains 1 (gene ACAP1). The transcript has 22 exons. Bases 257 to 2479 code for a protein of 740 amino acids. Gene Ontology annotation, cellular component: cytoplasm. The record is from RefSeq and is a predicted model, not a curated record. Gene Ontology annotation, molecular function: GTPase activator activity; protein binding. NCBI's taxonomy places the organism in Eukaryota, Metazoa, Chordata, Testudines, Dermochelyidae.